GGGGCUGGACGGGGCGGCGGGCGGCGGGUGGCGGGCACCAGGGACGCGGGCGGCGGGAGUGCGGGUCGGGUCGGGGCGGAGCGAAGGCCGCGGGUGGCCGUGGUCGGUCCUCCGCGGCUAAGGAGCCGAGGGCUCCGACGCGGGCUGCGCCGGGUGCGCGGCGGCCAGAGCUAACUUGCGCUUACUGGAUCAGCUGAGGAGCGGCCCGGCGGGGCGACUGCGAGCUUCACCGAGAGGCUUCUCCGCCCUCGACCGCAGUCCUGACGGCCGGGCGGACCAUGGCGUCCUCGGCUCACCUGGUCACCAUCAAGCGGAGCGGCGAGGACGGGGCACACUUCCCGCUGAGCCUCAGCUCCUGCCUGUUUGGAAGGAGCAUUGAAUGUGACAUUCGUAUCCAGCUGCCUGUAGUGUCAAAAAGACAUUGCAAAAUUGAAGUCAAAGAGCAAGAGGCAAUAUUACAUAAUUUAAGUUCCACCAAUCCAACGCGAGUAAAUGGGGCUACUAUAGAUGAGCCUGUGAGGCUGAGACAUGGAGACAUAAUAACAAUCAUUGACCGCUCCUUUAGGUAUGAAGAUGGAAAUCCUGAGGACGGAAGCAAGACAACAGAAUUUCCAGGAAAGUCCCUUGGAAAGGAACCAGCGAGGCGAGCCUCAAGAGACAGCUUCUGUGCUGACCCUGAUGGGAAAGGUCAAGAUGCCAAAGCUUCAAAAAUGACUGCUUCAAGAAGAUCGUUUGUGCAUGCCAAGGGCCUUUCUGCAGAUAGUCCUGCCUCAGAUGGCUCAAAGAACAGUGUUAGCCAAGACUCAUCAGGGCAUGUAGAACAGCACAAUGGCAGAAACAUAGUAGAGCCCACUUCUGGCGAUCUCUUUAAGAAGUCCAGGGCUACAGGGAGCAGUUACAGGGAACUGAAGUCGUCUCCUGCACAGAGCCUUAGCCAUAGCAACGAAAAGGAAUCUCCCUUUGAGAAACUUUAUCAGUCAAUGAAGGAAGAGUUGGAUGUAAAAUCACAGAAAUCUUGUAGAAAAUCAGAACCCCAACCUGACCGUGCAGCAGAAGAAUCUCGGGAGAUACAGCUAUUGGUGUCAGGCAAGGCAAGAGCAAAGUCUAGUGGAAGCACCCCUGUUACUGCAGCCUCUUCACCCAAAGUAGGAAAGAUCUGGGCUGAGAGAUGGAGCGGUGGAAUGGUGCCUGUUCAGACUUCCACAGAGACUGCUAAAAUGAAGACCCCUGUGCGGCAUUCACAGCAACUUAAGGAUGAAAAGUCUCGUGUUAUUGGCAGAAGACAUUCUGUGAAUCUGGAUGAAGGUGAAAGUGUCUUGGCAGUCCAUAAAAUAGUCACUCCUGGGAAACUGGCGACUAGAAACCAAGCUGAGGUGGAGGCUGGAGAUGUUGCCAGCCCUGCUGAUACAGCAGAACGUUCCUCUUCCAAAAAGAGGAAUAUUCCUGCAAAGGUAGAGGCUCCAUCUGCAGAGACACAAAAGCGGCUCUCUUUAACUCAGCGCCUUGUUCCAGGUGAAAAGAAAACUCCCAAGGAUUCCUUCAGCAAGCCUGAGAAACUAGCCCCAGCAGCCGAACAGACUUGCUCUGGCCUACCUGGUCUUAGUUCCGUUGAUAUCAGCAACUUUGGUGAUUCCAUUAACAAGAGUGAGGGAAUGCCUAUGAAGAGAAGACGUGUAUCCUUUGGUGGACAUCUAAGACCUGAAUUAUUUGAUGAAAACUUGCCUCCUAAUACACCACUGAAAAGAGGAGAAACCCCGAGCAGGAGGAAGUCUCUGGGCACUCACAGCCCAGCGGCCCUGAAGACAAUCAUCAAGGAACGGCCCCAGUCUCCAGGGAAACAAGAGUCUCCUGGGAUAACUCCAUCAAGGACAAAUGAUCAAAGACGCAGAUCAGGCCGGACUUCCAGUGGAAGCAAAUUCUUAUGUGAGACAGACAUUCCCAAGAAAGCAGGCAGGAAUAGCGGCAACCUGCCUGCGAAGAGAGCAUCCAUCAGCCGGAGUCAGCACGGCAUUCUACAGAUGAUUUGCUCCAAAAGGCGGAGUGGAGCUUCUGAAGCCAACUUGAUUGUUGCAAAAUCAUGGGCUGAUGUUGUAAAACUUGGCGUGAAACAAACACAAACGAAAGUUGUGAAACAUGUCCCUCAAAAGCAGAUGAGCAAGAGACAAAGAAGACCCAGUACUCCAAAGAAACCCACAAGCAAUCUUCACAAUCAAUUUACUACAGGCCAUGCAAACUCUCCCUGUACCAUUGUAGUAGGGAGAGCGCAGAUUGAAAAAGUAAGUGUGCCUGCCCGACCCUACAAAAUGCUGAACAACUUGAUGCUAAACCGAAAAGUGGACUUCAGUGAAGAUCUGUCAGGACUAACUGAAAUGUUCAAGACUCCAGUGAAGGAGAAGCAGCAGCAGAUGAGUGAUAUAGGCUCCGUUCUUUCCAAUUCAGUGAAUUUGUCUGAAAGACAAUUGCAAGUAACUAAUUCAGGAGACAUACCCGAGCCCAUCACCGCAGAGAUUUUGGGAGAAAAAGUGCUCUCCAGUACUCGGAAUGCAGCAAAGCAUUCUGAUAGAAUAUCUGAUAGAUAUUCUGCAAGUCCUACCUUAAGAAGGCGGAGCAUCAAACAUGAAAACACAGUGCAAACUCCUAAGAAUGUCCAUAACAUUACUGACCUUGAGAAGACAACUCCAGUCUCUGAGACAGAGCCUCUGAAGACUGCAUCGAGUGUGACCAAGUUAAGAAGAUCUAGAGAGCUCAGACAUACUCUUGUGGAAACUAUGAAUGAAAAAACAGAAGCAGUCCUUGCUGAGAGCACCACAGCAAGACAUUUAAGGGGAACAUUUCAAGGACAAAAAGAAGAUCAACAGGUGCAGGACAAUGAAAACUCUCCUCAAAGAUGCAAGGAAAGUGGUGAAUUAAGUGAAGGUUCAGAAAAGACAUCAGCUAGGAGAUCAAGUGCCAGGAAGCAGAAGCCAACAAAAGACUUACUAGGAAGUCAGAUGGUCACCCAAACAGCAGACUAUGCUGAGGAAUUACUUAGUCAAGGACAAGGAACCAUACAAAACCUAGAGGAAUCCGUGCACAUGCAAAACACAUCAAUAAGUGAGGAUCAAGGAAUUACAAAAAAGAAAGUGAACAUAAUGGUAUAUGCAACCAAAGAGAAGCACUCGUCAAAGACCCCUGGCAAAAAGACACAACCUUUAGAAGGCCCAGCUGGUCUCAAGGAACACUUUGAAACACCAAACCUCAAAGAUAAACCUGGUGCCAGUGACCCUGUGAGCAUUGAAGAAAGUGCAAAGACGUCUUUGGAAUCUUCACAAGCAGAACCAGUCAGAACCCCGGCAAGCACAAAGAGACGGUCUAAGAUGAGUCUCAUGAAAGUGGAUAUGAAAGACCUUUCCAUACUUGAGAAACAAACACAGUCACAAGGCAGAGCCCCAGGCACACCAGCACCAGUGCAGGAAGAAAAUGACAGCACCACCUUCAUGGAAACUCCAAAUUCAACACUUGGGAAAAGAACAAAGUCACCAGGCAGAGCCCCAGGCACACCAGCACCAGUGCAGGAAGAAAAUGACAGCACCACCUUCAUGGAAACUCCAAAGCAGAAACUGGAGUCUAUAGGAAAUUUAACAGGGCUUAGGAAACAGUCCAGAACACCUAAAGAAGAACUUUUAGAAUCAGAGGAACACCUACAAUUAGGAGAAGGUGUAGACACACUUCAGGUACCCACCACCAACAAAGUCAUUAGAUCAUCUAGGAAACCUGCAAAGCGCAAACUGGAGUCAACAGCUUGUACACCUAACAGCAAGAGGAUGCGACGUUCUUCAAAGGAUAACACACCAUGCCUAGAAGACCCGAAUGGGUUCCAACAGCUCUUCCAAACACCAGGCUAUGCUAAGGACUCUUUGACCACUGGAAUCUCAACAAUGCUUGCUAGAUCACCACAAUUAGGACCAGUUAGAACCCAAAUCAACAGAAAGAGUCUGCCCAAGAUCAUCCUGAGAAAAAUGGAUGUGACAGAAGAACUUUCAGGUCUCUGGAAGCAGUCACUGGACAGAGCCCACACCACACCUGUGCAGGAGGAUAAUGCAGUCAAAGCAAUUAUGGAGAUUCCAAAGGAAACACUGCAGACUACAGCAGAUGGAACUAGACUUACCAGACAGCCACAAACACCUAAGGAAAAAGUCCAACCGCUGGAAGAUCACGGUGGCUUCCAAGAACUCUUCCAAACAUCACGCUACUGUUCUGAUCCAUUAAUUGGUAACAAACAAACAAGAAUGUCCUUGAGAUCUCCACAAUCAGGAUUUGUUAGAACUCCACAAACCUCAAAGAGACUGGCUAAGACAAGUGUUGGGAAUAUUGCUGUGAGAGAAAAGAUCUCUCCAGUGAAUCUGCCACGGUGUGCUACAGGGGAGGUUGUACAUAUACCCAUAGGGCCAGAAGAUGACACAGAGAACAAAGGUGUGAAGGAAUCCACACCUCAGACACUGAACUCAUCAGCAAGUCGAACUGUCAGGAAGAAGCAGCAAGGGGCACAUGAGGAAAGGCCUCAGUUCUCAGGAGACUUAUUUCAUCGCCAAGAGCUCUUUCAAACACCAGCCAGUGGCAAAGACCCAGGAACUGUUGAUGAAACUACAAAAAUAGCUCUGCAGUCUCCACAACCAGGACAUAUCAUAAACCCAGCAAGCAUGAAGAGAUGGUCCAACAUGAGUCUCAUGAAAGACAUGAGAGAACUUUCCAUACUUGAAAAACAAACACAGUCACAAGGCAGAGACACAGGCACACCAGCACCAAUGCAGGAAGAAAAUGGCACCACAGCCAUUAUGGAAACUCCAAAGCAGAAACUGGAUUUCAUAGGAAAUUCAACAGGACAUAAGAGGAGGCCACGGACACCCAANAACAGGGCUCAGCCCCUAGAAGACCUGGAUGGCUUCCAAGAACUCUUCCAAACACCAGCUGGUGCCAGUGACCCUGUGAACAUUGAAGAAAGUGCAAAGACAUCUUUGGAAUCUUCACAAGCAGAACCAGUCAGAACCCCGGCAAGCACAAAGAGACGGUCUAAGAUGAAUCUCAUGAAAGUGGAUAUGAAAGACCUUUCCAUACUUGAAAAACAAACACAGUCACAAGGCAGAGCCCCAGGCACACCAGCACCAGUGCAGGAAGAAAAUGACAGCACCACCUUCAUGGAAACUCCAAAACAAGCAGAACCAGUCAGAACCCCGGCAAGCACAAAGAGACUCUCCAAGACAGGUCUCAGUAAGGUGGAUGUGAGAGGAGGGCACUCUCCGCUCAGUAAGUCAAGCUGUGCAUCACAGGAAGUCAUGCAAACCCUCACACUUGGAGAAGAUCAUGGCAGAGAGACCAAAGAUGUGAAGGUAUUGUUAGCUCAGAAAUUGGAGCCAGCAGUAUAUGUUACUCGUGGCAAGAGGCAGCAAGGGUCAUGUAAGAAAAGGUCCCAGUCCCCAGAAGAUCUCUUUGGUCUUCAGGAGGUCUCCCAAACAUCAGGCCCUAACAAGGAUUCGGUGACACUGGACAAUCUUGCAAAACUGCCCAGCUUGUCUCCACCACCAGAGUCAAUAGACACUUCAGUAACCUCACGGAGACAGGCCAGAACCGGUCUGAGGAAAGUUCAUGUGAAAAAUGAACUUUCAGGAGACAUAAUGCAUCCACAAAUAUCAGGGGAAAUCGUGGACUUACCUAGAGAACCAGAAGGUGAAGGCAAAGUCAUUAAAACAAGGAAGGAAUCUGUAAAACGGAAAUUGGACACAGAAGUGAAUGUGCCUCGCAGUAAGAGGCAAAGAAUUACAAGAGCAGAAAAGACCCUAGAGGAUCUGCCUGGCUUCCAAGAGCUCUGCCAAGCUCCAAACUUGGUAAUGGACUCAGUUAUUGUCGAGAAAACCACAAAGAUGCCCAGCAAAUCUCCAGAACCUGUGGAUACAACUUCAGAGACACAGGCAAGAAGACGACUCAGGAGACUGGUUGUUACUGAAGAGCCCAUACCACAAAGAAAGACUACAAGAGUUGUAAGGCAAACCAGAAACACACAGAAAGAGCCCGUCAGUGACAAUAAAGGUAUGGAAGAGUUUAAGGAAUCUUCAGUACAGAAACAAGACCCAAGUGUAAGUUUAACUGGCAGGAGGAACCAACCAAGGACAGUUAAGAAGAAAACCCAACCCUUAGAAGAACUCACCAGUUUCCAAGAGGAAACUGCCAAAAGAAUACCUUCCAAAUCUCCGCAACCAGAAGAGAAGAAAACCUUAGCAGGUUUAAAGAGGCAGCUCCGAAUACAACCACUCAGCAUUGGUGUAAAAGAAGAGCCCACAGCACAAAGAAAGCAACCAUCCAGGGAAACCAGGAACACACUCAAAGAGCCUGUGGGUGACAGUAUAAAUGUUGAAGAGGUUAAGAAGUCUACAAAGCAGAAAAUUGAGCCAGUAGCAAGUGUGCCUGUCAGCAAGAGGCCACGGAGGGUACCCAAGGAAAAGGCACAGGCCCUAGAACUGGCUAGUCUCAAAGGACCAAUCCAAACCCUAGGUCACACUGAUGAAUCAGCAAGUGAUAAAGGACCCACACAGAUGCCCUGUAAUUCUCUACAACCAGAGCAAGUUGACAGCUUCCAAACCUCACCAAGGCGACCUAGGACAAGACGUGGGAAAGUAGAGGCAGAUGAAGAGCCUUCAGCAGUAAGGAAGACAGUAUCAACAUCAAGGCAAACUAUGCGAUCCCGCAAGGUCCCUGAAAUUGAUAACAAUGGUACCCAAGUUUCAAAGGCCUCCAUAAAGCAGACAUUAGAUACAGUAGCCAAAGUAACUGGCAGCAGGAGGCAGCUAAGGACACAUAAGGAUGGGGUUCAACCUCUUGAAGUGUUAGGUGACUCCAAAGAAAUAACCCAAAUAUCAGAUCACUCUGAGAAACUAGCACACAACACCAGUAUCCUUAAGAGCACUCAACAGCAAAAGCCAGACUCAGUAAAACCUCUGAGAACAUGCAGAAGAGUGCUGAGGGCCUCCAAAGAGGACCCCAAGGAAGUGUNGGUGGACACCAGAGACCAUGCAACAUUACAAAGCAAAAGCGACCGUUUGCUGUCCCCCAAGAGGAAGUCUGCAAGAGGUGGAAGCAUUGUGAGAACCAGGGCUCUGCGCUCUGUAGCACCAAAGCAGGAAGCAACAGAUGAGAAGCCUGUUCCUAAGAAAAAAAGGGCUGCUUCCAGCAAGAGGCAUGUAUCACCUGAGCCUGUGAAGAUGAAACACCUGAGAAUUGUGUCAAACAAACUUGAAUCUGUGGAAGAGCAGGUUAGCACUGUUAUGGAAACAGAAGAAAUGGAAGCCAAAAGAGAAAACCCUGUCACUCCAGAUCAGAACUCUAGGUACCGAAAGAAAACCAAUGUAAAACAGCCGAGACCCACGUUUGAUGCAUCUGCAGAGAAUGUUGGGAUAAAGAAAAAUGAGAAGACUAUGAAGACUGCCUCCCAGGAGACAGAGCUGCAGAAUCCGGAUGAUGAAGCCAAGAAAUCUACAUCUCGGGGCAAAGUCAGUGGGAAAAGAACGUGCAUGAGGUCUAGAGGAACGACUGAGAUUUCCCAGCCUUCCGACGCAGAAGAGAAAACAAGCAAACCAGCUGCAGAAAUCUUGGUAAAGCCUCAGGAAGAGAAAGGAGUCUCUGGAGAGUCUGAUGUUAGGUGUUUGAGGUCCAGAAAAACUAGAGUCNCUUUGGACAGUGAACCUAAGUCAAGGGUAACUCGUGGAGCCAAGAAAGAUGCAAGAACUCUGCAGGAGGAUGAAGACAUUGUAUGCACCAAGAAGUUAAGAACAAGAAGUUAAAAACAAGAAGUUACCAGAAAAGUGAAACUAUGUAGCAAAGACAUUUAAGAAGGAAAAGUAAAUUUGACUUAGUGAUAAGUUCCAGUGUGAUUUUCACCUCCAGUGUAAAGAUGAACUGUAAAUACUACUGCCUGAGUUUAAGGAAGGAAGCUUUGAGCUUUCCUGGUCAUACUCUCUUCAGAUUCCAGUGGAGGUCAUGAGGAAGAUCACCGGGGUCUCAGCGCAAUAACAGUUUAGGGAUGAGCAGGCAGAAAUGUGGCCCUCUGUCCUACACAAUAAAGCUCUGAAAUUC
Mus caroli (Ryukyu mouse) is the source of this 8103-nucleotide messenger RNA. The record is from RefSeq and is a predicted model, not a curated record. NCBI's taxonomy places the organism in Eukaryota, Metazoa, Chordata, Mammalia, Rodentia, Muridae.